UUGGACUGAAGCACCUCCCUUUUGAUGACCCAGCAGUAAAGCAGUGAAGAUCUUUAAAUAGCAGGUGUCUAAUAAAAUUGGGAUCAUUUUCACAGUCUCUGUCUCAGUGUAGUACAGCUUAGACAAUGUCAUCCAGCGUAGCAGAAACCAGCACCCAGCUCCCUCCUCCCCCUGCAAGGGUAUUUUUCCAAGCAGCCCCCACUGGAGGCCGUGCAGGAACCGGACCAGCAACCAGGGAUGAUUCGGUCCAGAAAAAAAAUGGAAAAGUGACCGUGAAAUACGACAGAAAGGAGCUGAGAAAACGACUUAUCUUGGAGGAGUGGAUCAUUGAGCAGCUGAGCGUGUUAUACGAUUGCGAGGAUGAAGAAAUGCCAGAAGUAGAAAUAGACAUUGAUGAUAUUAUGGAUGCAACCAGUGAAGAUGAGAGGGCUAUUAAAUUACAGGAAUCGCUGGUAGACUGUUACAAACCAACAGAGGAAUUCGUCAAAGAGCUGUUGUCACGGAUAAGAGGGAUGAGAAAACUAAGUGCUCCGCAGAAAAAAGGUUCAUAAUGGACCGAAACAUCAAUUCAUCCAUCAGCCAUAAUUAAACUAAUCCCAGAACGGACCGACAUAAGAUCCUUGAUUUCUUACUUUUUUUUCCAGGUACUAUAUAUAUUAUAAAAAAAAAAAAAACUACGGUCUGAAGGACUUUUGUUUUAUUUAAACAGUGGUGUUUUUAAGUUUUUAAAGUUAGUUUUGCCAAGGAACCAAGUCUAGAACCCUAUUUAAUUAUUAUUAUUUUUUUUUUAAAAGCUAAUACUCUGGGAUAAAGAAUUUGUGGGUAUAGCAGUUUACAUUUACAGGAUGAAGAGAAAGCAUAUUCAACAACCUUGGUUCUCUUUGCCUUGGCACUGAAAUGUUGGUUGUUUUUUGUAUUUUUUUUUAUUUGUGUUUGGUUACAGCAAAAGAUUACUAUGUACAUGUUAGAAAAACCGAAGCUAGGGGUGCUACUGGUCCUUGUAGAUGCUGCAAGUAGGUGUGGGAUUUUAAAUUACUCCAGUAUUAACAUUCUUUGUUCCAAGCAGCAAUUUCUGUCUUUCUUGAAACCAAUCUAAAUGUGUAAUAUGAUAAACAGAAGCACAAGAUUAAGACCAUGUCCUUGGAGACGAAGUGGUGCAAAUGUAAUUGAUAGCUCACCAUCCUCCAUACAGCCUUGCUGUAUUAGUUGUCAGUUCAACAGUUUUUAGAAGUGUAGCCAAAUGUAUCAAGUUUAGCACGGAAGAGCCUGUGUCUUAACUGUGAAAAUGUUUGGCCCUUAAAAUACUGUUUUGACACCAACUGUCAAGGGCUUAAAUGUGUGUUUUUUUCGUUUGUUUUUUUUUUAGACCAAUUCUUGUUAGACAUGCUCUCGUGCAAAAAGUUAUGGAUAUACUGUAGAUUAUUUUUUUAUUAUUUAAUUCAAUUUUGCCAUAUCCACUUGUAAUUCUCAUUCUUCAAGGGGAUGUAUGACAAGCUUUCAUAUUGUAUAAAGCAGGAAUGCUUAACACCUGUCCAGUAAGAGUGGUUUGGGGGGGAUUUUGUUUUUGAAGACGGAGAGGUGGUGGUAUCAAGUUUUGAGCCGGCAUGUGAAAUGAAAGGGAAUUUGACAUGACUUUUUCUAUCUAGGAUGUUUUGACACUAAAGUCUUGUUGAAUUAUCAAGGAAUUUUGUAAAUGUUUGUUAUGUACAACUGCAAGCUUUUUUUUAAUGUCAUUUUAUGGUAUUUACUAGUUGUUUUUGCUGACAAUAAAAGCAAGAGAACACAA
Molecule: messenger RNA, 1786 nt
Organism: Acipenser ruthenus (sterlet)
Lineage: Eukaryota; Metazoa; Chordata; Actinopteri; Acipenseriformes; Acipenseridae
Product: protein phosphatase 1 regulatory subunit 14C-like
Exons: 4
Coding region: 126-551 (141 amino acids)
Biological process (GO): regulation of phosphorylation
Cellular component (GO): cytoplasm
Molecular function (GO): protein serine/threonine phosphatase inhibitor activity
Source: RefSeq, a predicted model, not a curated record